CCGAGGUGGUUGCGCAGCCCUGGCACCCCUCGCCAGUUUUGUGGCGUCUCUCGGCACCCCCGGCUCGGGUUUAUUUUCUUUCCCCGCCCUCGGCCGCAUCCACCCGGCCCCGCACCCACUCCCUGCUCCUGUUCUCCGCCAUCGCAUCCAUCUGCUCGCUGUCACCGCGUCCCCGCCGGUGUCCCAAGCGCCCUGGAGCGCGACCGGAGGGCGAGGGGCAAGGCUGGAAAGUAGGGACCCCCCGAGCCCCAGCCCGGUGUCGGCGCCCAGAGGGAUGUGGAGCCACAGAGGCAGCGGACCCUGUGACUGACACACCCCGGCUGCCCACAGCUGAAUGGAAAGACUGCAGAAGCAGCCACUGACCUCCCCUGGGAGUGUCUGCUCUUCCCGUGGAUCCAGCGUUCCUGGCUCUCCCUCCAGCAUCGUGGCCAAAAUGGACAACGAGGUCCUGGGGUACAAGGACCUGGCUGCCAUCCCAAAGGACAAAGCGAUCCUGGACAUUGAACGUCCCGACCUGAUGAUCUACGAACCCCAUUUCACCUACUCGCUCAUGGAGCACGUGGAGCUGCCCCGGAGCCGGGAGCGCUCUCUGUCUCCCAAAUCCAUGUCUCCUCCUCCAUCUCCGGAGGUCAUCCGGGAGUGGCUGGAGAGCCGCCCCCCCAGCAGCACCCCGCUGCCCCCCUCGCGCCAGGGCACGGCCCCCACCCGCAGCAGCGUCCAGCACUUCCACCGACCCGAGACCGACACGACAGAGCUCAACAUUUACAAGAAACCCCCGAUCUACCGGCAGAAAGACCAUCAUUCCAGUGCCCACCACGGGAAGCAUCUCAUAGAGGACUUGAUCAUCGAAUCCUCCAAAUUCCCGGCGGCGCAGCCCCCGGAUCCCAACCAGCCCGCCAAGAUCGAGACCGACUACUGGCCCUGCCCGCCGUCCCUGGCCGUCGUGGAGACGGAGUGGAGGAGGCGGAUGGCGUCCAAGAGAGGGGAGGAGGAGGAUGAGGAUCUAACGGAGGAGAUGAAGAACCUGCGGGAGCUGCAGAGGCAGGAGCUGAGCAAGGUCACCUCCAACCUCGGGAAGCUGAUCCUGAAGGAGGAGAUGGAGAAGUCUCUCCCGAUCCGGAGGAAAACUCGCUCGCUGCCGGACCGGACGCCUUUCCACACGUCUCUCCACACGAGCUCCAAGAGCUCUUCCCUCCCCGCCUCCGGCCGGAGCACCCUCACCCGGCUGCAGUCGGCAGAGUUCGGCUCGGCGGGGAGCGAGAAGGGCAGUCCUGGUGCGGAUCAGGGCAACGGCCAGCGCGGGCGCAUGGACAGAGGGAACUCCCUGCCCAGCAUGCUGGAGCAAAAGAUCUACCCCUAUGAGAUGCUGAUGGUGACGAACCGAGGCCGCGUGAAGCUCCCGCCAGGCGUGGACAGGACCAGGCUGGAGCGCCACCUGUCCCCCGAGGAUUUCCUGAAGGUGUUCGAGAUGCCGCCGGAGGAGUUCAGCAAGCUGGCCCUGUGGAAGCGCAACGAGCUGAAGAAGAAAGCCUUCCUCUUCUGAGCCUUCCUCGGGCCCAGCUCAGUCCGUGUCGCGCCGUGUAACCGCUUUAGGGCUCUCAGCCGGUUUUUAUUGGGGUCCUCUCCCCCUUUCCCCGCGCCCCCCAGCCCCCCAGUUCUGCCCCCCUCACCCCACUCCUCCUGCAGGGAACGGGACCGGGGGUAGCUCGAACCUGCCUGGCCGCAGGGUGAUGGGGCUGGGGCACGGUUCAGCCAGGACGGGAGGUUUGGGGAGGGGUCUCUGGGCUUUGUGCCCCCCUUUUCUCCCCACCCCAGGAAUGUGCCUGGCUCUGCUUUCGCCCGGCUGGGAGCGCGCUGGCUCCACUGGGGGGGCACUGGGGGGCUCCCCUCCUUCCUGGGGGUCCGCUGCCCCCCACCCCUCCCAGCCCGGGGUGCCCCUGUGCCCCCCCAAGGUGCCCCUGUCCCCCACCCUGAGGCUUUCUGGGGGCCGACACUGCCAGACCGAUGUUCUCCCGGCACAAAUCCCACCUUACCCCCCUGAAGCCCCCCAGGUUUGUCCCCCCCACUCACCCCCGGUCCCUCCUGUGCCAGGUGCCGCAGAGAGGACCCCGAGGACACUGCCAGACCCUCCCACCCCAGCUCCGGGCUGGGCAGAGGGGCAGGGGGAGCACCCUGGGGGUGGCAGAAUUGGGGUGGGGGGUCCCCGGGGCAGCUCCUGGUGCAUUUCCAGGUGCGGGUGUGGUUGGGGAGGGGGCACUGGGGAGAUGAUUUGGGAGUACAGGAGGGCACUGGGGCGAUGAUUUGGGAGUACAGGAGGGCACUGAACUGGGAUGUUGAACUGAGGCGACAGACUGGAGCAGGGCACGGCUCGAUGGGCGCCGUGGCCACUCACCGGGGGCCGGGCAUUGCCCCCGUCCCCUCCCGGCCGCUCGGACAGGGCUCGGCACCGGGCAGCACCUUCCCUUCUCACCUUCCCUCCCCCUCCAGGCACAUAUUUUGGGCAGGACCCCUCUCUCCCCGCACUCCCCCCGCCCCUCCAAGCUCCCCGGUUUUUGUUUCCAGCCACUUUCCAGCCGCUAGACCUUGUUGGGAUGUAAAGAAUGUAAUUUAUCGGGAAUUCACUGGCCCAUACUUGCCUUUCACUGCUACAAACGACAUAUCUAUAAAUAUAUAUAUAAACAUGGGUUGUUUUCGGACUGGACUACAGUGAUUCACUUUCUCUGUUUUUGUUAGAGUUUAUUUUAUUUGCUGGUGUCGGAGAAUCCGCGUGAGAGUGAUUUUUUGCUUACAAUUAAAGGUGAAAUGGCUUUA
Molecule: messenger RNA, 2811 nt
Organism: Cinclus cinclus
Lineage: Eukaryota; Metazoa; Chordata; Aves; Passeriformes; Cinclidae
Gene: DMTN
Product: dematin actin binding protein
Exons: 16
Coding region: 335-1543 (402 amino acids)
Biological process (GO): actin filament bundle assembly; cytoskeleton organization; lamellipodium assembly
Cellular component (GO): actin cytoskeleton; plasma membrane
Molecular function (GO): actin filament binding
Source: RefSeq, a predicted model, not a curated record